This is a messenger RNA of Durio zibethinus, 1744 nucleotides long. Its product is annotated as Octicosapeptide/Phox/Bem1p family protein. Gene Ontology annotation, molecular function: protein binding. Lineage: Eukaryota; Viridiplantae; Streptophyta; Magnoliopsida; Malvales; Malvaceae. The record is from RefSeq and is a predicted model, not a curated record.
CAUCUAGCUUUCCAGGCUCCAACUCCAUUCUCUGGGUGAGAGGAGACUGAGAAUCAAGACUUGCUGCUGCUGCUGGGCUAUUUUCUUCCUCAAUUUAAUUCAAAGCAGAAAUCAUCAGAAAUUUAUUUAUAACUGCAACAGGUAGCUAUCACCCCCCAACAAACAUGUCAUCGCACCACCUCUCCGAGCUAGACUCCACCACCGAUUCCGUCGCGUCCUCUCCACGCUCCGAACACCAUGCUCCCCACGAUGCCCAUACACGCGUACGGUUCAUGUGCAGUUUCGGUGGGAAGAUCCUCCCUCGUCCGCAUGAUAAUCAGCUCCGUUACGUUAGCGGUGAUACACGCAUCGUUGCCGUCCAUCGCUCCACCUCUUUCUCAGCUUUCCUCACCAAGCUCUCCAAACUCUCAGGAAUUGGCAACGUGAGUGUUAAGUAUCAGCUUCCAAAUGAGGAUCUUGACGCGUUGAUUUCAGUGACUACCGAUGAAGAUCUUGAAAACAUGAUGGAAGAAUACGAUCGGUUAGCACAGAAUCAUAACCCUCGGCUAGCUCGGCUGCGACUUUUUCUGUUCUCCAAAGGGGAUGACUCACGAGCCAGUAGCAUCAGCUCACUUUUGGACGGUUCGGUUAAUCGUGAACACUGGUUCUUAGACGCGCUUAAUAGUGGGGCCAACGUUUCUGGGCUCGAACGUGGCCGUUCCGAGGCUUCCUCGAUUGUGUCGGAAGUACCUGAUUAUCUGUUUGGGCUGGAUAACUCCGAUGAGGCCCAACCACGUGACCCCAAAUUAAGAACCCGACAGCUUUUGCAUGAAAAUGUCUCGGUUUCGGACCCGGGUUCUCCUGCCAUGGUUGUUUCUUCUUCUCCCUUUUGUUCCACCUCAUCAGCAGCUCCUAUUGUACCUUCAAUGCCUGAUCUCCCACCUGUUAAGACUAAACCGGAUAACCCCGAACCGGUUUUGGAGUCAAAAUUGAAUCAAACGGAGACUUUUGUGGAGCAACCUGUUUCGCAGCCAACGGCAUAUUCGGGUACUCCUAUGUGGCAUUAUGUUCAAGAGUCUCAUUAUUCUACUCCAGCCGUACAGCAAAUACCCGUUUAUUAUGUUCCUGGUCCUGUUCAACCCGGAAACCCUCAGGUUCAACCCGUUCAAAUCCGGGCACAAUAUGUCCAGCACCAGCAGUAUCCAAUUUCAACUGGUCAAGUACCCGUUGGGUAUCAUCAGCCUGUUCCUGGUGUUGGUCAAGUAUAUAGGCCAGUUGCGCCCGUGGAUCCUUAUGACCCGGCAUUAAGAGUGGGUCCUGAUGGUGUGAAGCAACCAGUGUAUUAUGGAGUUAGAAAUACGGGUCCGGUGCCAGUUUACCCAGGAAUGGUGGUGCCGGGUGGGGAGGAAUUGGGUAGAAGUGGGUCGGAUAUGACACCGGGUCGGAUCUCUCAAUCAGGCCAGUAAGUGUUGGUUUAUAUAUGGAAAUAAUGGCAUGGUAAUUUUGUUAUGGUUGAUUUGAUGAAUAUCGUGAAUUGGAUGUUAAAAGAGUGAUAAGUGGAUUUGUCAUCCGUUGCUUUUGGCUGUUGGAAGGUCUUUUGGUGUGAUUAAAACUGUGAAUGGGGGUUUGUUUUUUGAAACAAAAGUGUAUACAAAUCACAAGGCUUGCUCUAAAUAUACUUAUAGUAGUGUUUGGUUUGCAAGUAUAAUGAUGUUUUAGUUUUUAUGUCUUGUUGGUUGUUUUAUUAAAUUUCAGUAGGAUUAUA